AUAGUGAAAAAUCCGUUAGAAGGAAAUGUCAAUGUAGAUGAUGAUGAAGAUAAAUGCACUCCUUCGCAUUGUAUCAAGGGUGCACAGGCAACGGAGACUCUAAUAGAAGCAGGCGCAAAUGUUAAUGCAGACGAUAAAGAUAAAUGCACUCCCUCACAUAUAGCUACUCAGUUCUGUCGUAAAGAGAUUAGAAAAAGUCCUAAUAGAAGCAGGAGAAGCAGAUGUUCCUGCAGCAGAUAAAUAUGGAAUAACCCCCUUUACACUUUGCUGACGAUACAGACACAGUAAAAACUUUAAUAGCAGCGGGAGCAAAUGCUAAUGCAAUAGGUAAAGACAAACGCACUCCUUGUUUACAUUGUAUCAAGCAAGCAAGGGUGCACAGAUACUCGAUAUAGCUGCAAAGGAGUAAUUAAGACUUUGAUAGGUAAAAGAGUAAAUGUUUUGUUAGAGAAUAAUGAUGGUAAAAUCCCGAGCGAUUUUAACAAAGGUCACUACAUAAUUAAGAGGUGAAAUCUUUGGUCUGAAGAGAGAAUGAAGCGAUUUGACCAACAGAGUAAAAUGUCUUUU
Brugia malayi is the source of this 567-nucleotide messenger RNA. The record is from the annotation of a RefSeq genome assembly. NCBI's taxonomy places the organism in Eukaryota, Metazoa, Nematoda, Chromadorea, Rhabditida, Onchocercidae.